Molecule: messenger RNA, 1148 nt
Organism: Spizellomyces punctatus DAOM BR117
Lineage: Eukaryota; Fungi; Chytridiomycota; Chytridiomycetes; Spizellomycetales; Spizellomycetaceae
Exons: 2
Coding region: 40-1014 (324 amino acids)
Source: RefSeq, a predicted model, not a curated record
AUCUCUUGCUUUUGACUUGACUUCCAUCUCAUUCUUGUCAUGUCAACUCCCCUUACAGCCCACCGCUGCCAUGUUCCACCUUUAUCCUCUCAUCCACUGUUUCCAGAAGGUCUUCGCGAGCACGUUACUUUUCUUUUAAGGAAACUAUGGACGCUGGAGCUGCCUAUUUCGGUGCCAAGUGUCUACACACCGCCUACGGAACACCUUGUCCCGACGUUAAAGUCCACUCUCAGAAAGAUUGGAGGGUCUCGUAUCGUACAACUUUGCGCAGGGGGCACAGGCAUGGCUCGAAUAGCCGAAACGCUACUCCGGGAAGCAGAGUCACCGUCACUAGGGAAGCUAGAGAUUCUAUUGACAGACCCUAACCCGACGAGCCCACCCAUCCAGCUACCACCGAGUCUGACAUACAUUUCCACGCCCAUCUUGCCGACAUGUGUUCCUCCGAGUCUCACUCCGCCUCCCGCGCAGCCAGAUGAAUCCCUUCUUCCGAGCACACCGACCACGCCCAAACGAGGGCCCAAGAAAGUGAUAAAUACUACUAUGGGACGGCGGGCGGGGAAACAGGUUGCUCAACAUGUUGCAGAGGUGCAACGUGCUACAUCCGCUUUGAGGUUGAUGGUUGGGGAAUUUCAUCAGUUUUCGAAUGAGGAGUGUAAGAGUAUUUUGGAGGAUGCUGUCAAGAAUGGACAUGCCAUUUGUAUUUUUGACAGUCCGCCUCCCACACUCUUCAAUCUCUCUUUCCAGUUGACCCUUCUCCCUCUCAUCAUGUGCUAUCUUUCACUCCGAUACCCAACACCAGGUCGUCUAUUCUUUACAUUUUGCACGCCAGUGAUUCCCUGUGUGGCUGUCUUGGAUUCAGUUGCUGCAUCUCUCUCCUCCCGUUCGGAAAAGGAACUCAAGGCCGUCGUUGAGGGGGUGAGCGGAAAGGACAAGUACAUGUGGAAGGUUGAGACGGGCAGUAUCUUGGGCGGAUUCUGGGAGGUUAUGUGGAUUGUUGGGACUCCCAGAGCGUGAGGAAGGAACGUACGAGAAUAAUGACACCUAAUGGAUUGGAUGUGUAGUUGUUACAGCGUGGUAGCCUUAUAAAAGGUACUGAUAUGAUUACAUGGAUAUACAUAUUCCUCAAUAUACAGACUAUAAUCUUUUGA